Molecule: messenger RNA, 1683 nt
Organism: Acanthocheilonema viteae
Lineage: Eukaryota; Metazoa; Nematoda; Chromadorea; Rhabditida; Onchocercidae
Source: the annotation of a GenBank genome assembly
AUGUUUCUGCUAUUAUAUACAUUAUUAGUAUUAUUAUUCAAUAUUUUUGGAGAAUUCACAUACGGCGAAUUUGCAUUUUUGGGCCGGCAACCUACCGCAAUUAAUCCAACCUUAUAUGAUCCGAAAACUGAUUUAAUCAUACAACUCGAUGAUAUGACCUUCAACGAUACAGUUUUCUGCAAGCAUUCAUUAUUACCCGAUAAUGAUAAAGAUUGUGCUGCUUAUUUCUACUUAGAUUGGUGUGGACAUUGUCGUACAUAUGCGCAAACAUAUAAAUCGUUAUCUCGUGAUAUUUACGGAUGGAAUAAAGUUGUUCGGGUAGCUGCCGUCAAUUGCGCUGAUCCACUCAACGAAAUUACUUGUCAAACAAACAAUGUCUUAUUUUUCCCAUAUAUUAAGUAUUUUCCACGAAAUUCAAGCAGUCCAAAGUAUGGCAUACCAAUAAAAACAUUACAAUCAGUCCCUGAAAUGAGAGAUUUGAUUACUCAAAUGAUUCUGCUCGAUUACAGUGCAAAUCGAUCACCUAAUUGGCCUAAUUUUGAUUUUUUAGAAAACGAUCAAAAAUACAAUGAACUGUGGAAAAAUAUGGAUAAAUCAGUUCCAUUUUUGGUGAUUAUUUUUGAAGAGGGGACAAGAUCACUUAUUGGUGCUGAGUUGUUGCUUGAUAUGACUAAGUACAGCGAUCGUUUGGUUGCACGACGGUCCUUGAAUAAUCAUCCACUUGCCGAUAACCUAUACAUUAAAAAUUUUCCAUCAAUGGCAAUUUUUAAACGUGAACAGAUGAAACCACUACUUGUUAUUCAAUUGCGAAGACUAUUGCUCAAUGAAUUAGAAAGAUUUGUGGUCAGUGAAAAUAGCAAAAAUGAAAUUAAAGAAAAUGCUGCACAGAAUCAAUCACUUUGUGAAAGAGAUAUUGUGAAAUGUCGGCAAAGGUAUUUUGUAUCGGAAACAGAUAUAUUGAAAGCUAUGCGAUAUGCAUUAUUUGAUGAAGUAGCACGAACUGGCAAAUAUCUUACCGGUAAUAAUCUGACCGCUGUUCGUGAUUUCUUGGAUAUGCUUGCAAAGCAAUUGUUGAAUAGUAAACGAGCAGUUAAUUUAUUCGAGAAAAUGCGUGAUUAUAUAGAUCAAAAUGAACAAAAAGAUAUGAUUUCAGUAAAGGAGUAUAAGAAAAAAUUCUUAAAUUUGGAAGAAGAAUACAAUCAUCCCUUUCCAGUAGACGAUGAUUGGGAACAUUGUGCUGGGUCAAGUCCCAAAUUUCGAGGUUAUACUUGUGGUCUGUGGACAACAUUUCAUGCGCUUGCUCUUCAAGCAUAUAAAAAUGAUUCAAAAUUUGUCCCAAUAACUCCACUGGUAGCAAUUCGAAAUUGGGUAAACUAUUUUUUCGGCUGUCAGCACUGUCGUGAACAUUUUCUUCGAAUGACAACUCGAACUUUUAGCAUGGAAAGCCAAGUACAUCGUCCAGAAGAUGUGUUUAUGUAUUUGUGGCAAGCACACAAUAUCGUUAAUGCUCGCCUUCGUGGUCAGGAAACGGAAGAUCCGGAAUUUCCAAAGAGACAAUUUCCGUCUGAUUUUUUGUGUAAUAGCUGUCGACAAGAGGGAUACUUUAACAAUGAUCAAGUGAAAGACUUUUUGCGUGUUUACUACAGUGCUAUUAAGCCCGUUUCAAGUCAAAAACAAUUAUGA